AGUUUCCCGCGAAUUGGUAUAAAAGUGGUUGUGGCUGGCGGCUUUGUUUUUGUCUACUAUUAUUUCAUCAGUACAUGAAAUAAAGUGUUAUCCUUCUACUCUGUAACAGCACGAUCUAAACUAGCUACUGAUUUGUGGCGGUUCAUUUGCUAGUGAUUUAAAACUAACAUCAACAUCAUGACCACGUUCAAUCUAACCGAAAUACAAGAACAGCUAAACAAAGCCAGUGAAAAAACUCCUGAAAGUGGUGUUUCGUUUAAUGGAAAAUCGCUGAAAUUAAACAGCGAAGCGGACGCUGAGGAAGUCGUCAAAGCAAUUGAACAAUGUCAGAAAUUGGAUUACCUCGACUUGGAAGGAAACACGCUUGGUCCCGAUGCGGCCAAGGCAGUGGCAAAGGCUUUGGAAGCGAAGGGUUCUUCGCUCAAACGAGCCUUGUGGAAAGACAUGUUCACAGGGCGGAUGAAGACUGAGAUUCCUCUUGCCCUGGAAUAUCUAGGUACAGGACUAUGUGCAGCCCAAACUCGCCUUGUCGAGCUUGAUCUCAGUGACAAUGCGUUUGGCCCUGUCGGCGUUAAGGGGUUGGCCACGCUACUCAGCUCUAGCGCAUGUUUCACUCUACGUGAACUCAAACUGAACAACAAUGGACUUGGAAUAACGGGAGGAAAAAUGCUAGCCAAAGCUCUUCUAAAUUGUCAUGAAAAUAGUUCUAAGGAAAACGUAGAAACAGCACCAUUGGCCUUGCGAGUCUUCAUUGCUGGACGAAACAGACUAGAAAAUGAUGGAGCUGCAGCACUGGCUGAGGUGUUCACAAAGCUGACUACCCUGGAAGAGAUAUCGAUGCCACAAAAUGGGAUUUACCACAAAGGGAUAGCUGCUCUAGCACAAGCGCUCUCCGUCAAUCCAAGAUUGAAGAUUUUAAACCUCAACGAUAACACAGUUGGGCCAGAGGGAGCACGAGCUCUAGCAAAAUCCUUACCGAACUUGCCAGACUUGGAAAAACUUAAUCUUGGAGAUUGUUUGCUCAAAACACGGGGAGCCUCAGUGCUGGCUGAAGCGCUAGCCAACGAAGGCGCACACCGCAAUCUGAUGGAAUUGAAUUUGAGCUUUAACGAAAUAGGCGCGGCUAGUAUCGAUGCAAUAGUAGCGGCCGUUGCGGAUAAGCAGGAAUUGACGAGCUUAGUACUUGAUGGCAACGUUUUUGGUAGCAAAGGAAGAGAAAACUUAGAAGGAGCACUUAUUGCUUCGCAAAAACUAUCGGUUCUUGGGAGUCUUGAGGAGAAUGAAUCUGAAAGCGAAGGCGAUAGCGAAAGUGGAGAGGAAACUGAAAGUGAGGACAGCGACGAUGAAAACAAGACUUCUGAAGUAGAAAAGGAAGACGAUCAAGAGAUAUCAAAGAUCGAAAAGGAUAAACAGAACGUGACGGUUCAGGACUUUUUGAAAAAUCCAACUGCUGAAAACCUUCUUCGACUUCAAGGCGACAAAAUACAGUUGUUCUUGGAACACGCUAAGAGUCAGUCUGUAAACGGACACGAAUCUCAAAAAGAAACAUAUGCUGAAGUGCUUAUUAGAUCUAUAAUGAAGGUUUCUUCGUUGUGUGCUAGCGGCUAUAUGGAUGCCAGAAUAGAGGCAGAACGAGUGACAGACGGGCUUUACAUGGAAUUGUUUGCAUAUGCGACAAAAACUGACCAAGUUUCCCAACUAAACAAUGUUUUUCUGAUUAAUUUGGGCUUGAUUAAGAGUGAGGAUAAAACUGCUGGUAGAAUUGAUUGGAAUCUCGAGGGAUGCUUUAAAGCAUUGGAGAAAAUAAGCACCAAGGAUUAUUUUCUAACAGAGACUAGGAAUGCCCUAAAAGUAUUCAUUGAACUACCAAUAAAAACUGGAAAAGUCAGGGUAGACCCAUUUCAGAACGUUAAGGCUUCUCUCAAGAAGGUUCUCGACCAAAUAUAAUUGAAUUAAAUUAAUCUGAUGGCGGAAUGAUUCAUAUAUUUCCUGUACAAAACAUUAAAUAUUUAUUAAUAAUUCGUAA
Messenger RNA from Neodiprion fabricii, 2026 nucleotides. RefSeq names its product ran GTPase-activating protein 1 (gene RanGAP). NCBI's taxonomy places the organism in Eukaryota, Metazoa, Arthropoda, Insecta, Hymenoptera, Diprionidae. Bases 178 to 1947 code for a protein of 589 amino acids. Gene Ontology annotation, biological process: nucleocytoplasmic transport; activation of GTPase activity; signal transduction. Gene Ontology annotation, molecular function: small GTPase binding; GTPase activator activity. The record is from RefSeq and is a predicted model, not a curated record. Gene Ontology annotation, cellular component: perinuclear region of cytoplasm; nucleus; cytosol. The transcript has 5 exons.